GUAAAGCCGUAGUUUCCUUGCUUUUUGCAGGUGGGACAGUAGAUAUUGCGGUUCAAGAAACAACAGAGGAUGGAAAAAUGAAAACAAUUUACAAGGUGUGUGGUGGAAACUGGGGAGGAACCCAUGUAGAUAAAUGCUUCCUCCAUUUCAUCAAUGACUUACUAGGGUCUGAAGUCAUAAAAAGCUUGAAACACGAAUGCAGGUCGGAGUAUUUAGAGUUCUUACGGACAUUUGAAUUUAAAAAGAGGACCAUCGAUGUUGAUUCUACGUUGAGAGUUGUCCUUAAAGUUCCUGUAGGCUUUGUGGAUGUUCUAUGGGAAAAUUAUGGCACUACAUUACAAGACAGGAUUAAAGCUUCUCCGCAUAACAGUGCCGUUUCUUUCGUCGGAGACAAACUAAGUAUUGAACAUUCCUUAUUUAGGUCAUUUUUUCAGAAAUCAGUGGAUGACAUCAUUUCUCACAUAGGAGAUAUUUUUGAUGACAAAUGCUGCAGAGAUCUGACUGGCAUAGUAAUGGUCGGGGGAUUCGCCGAUAGUACCAUUGUCAACUUUGCCAUGAAAAACGCUUUUCCUGAAAGGAAGUUUAUCAUUCCAUUGGAUGCAGGAUAAGCUGUUGUCAAGGGUGCAGUUCUCUA
Molecule: messenger RNA, 634 nt
Organism: Saccostrea echinata
Lineage: Eukaryota; Metazoa; Mollusca; Bivalvia; Ostreida; Ostreidae
Product: heat shock 70 kDa protein 12A-like
Exons: 1
Coding region: 78-608 (176 amino acids)
Source: RefSeq, a predicted model, not a curated record